CCUGCUGCCUCUGACUUAGGUUUCCUCUUCUCACUUCUCUCAUUGGCUGAUCGAUCUUUUUCCUAAACCCUUUCUUGUUUUUUGUAGUAUUUCUGCCUCCAUUUCUCUGCAGAAUCAUUUGGCUUAAUAAUUACUAGAUUGAUCCAUUUUGGCAAGAAAGGCAAGCAGAAGAAUGAAUUGAACUUCAAGAGGAUUACUUAAGAAUUGGUUGCAGUGAUAUAACAGAGUAAUAACUGCUCCAAGAGCCGACCAUCCAGCAGGAGAAGGAAAAAGAAAGAAAUCACUCACAUCUCAUUGCCUCUCUUUCUCACCUUCUCUGCUGACCUUUGCCCUGGAUGGAUGGACAUCAUGGUGGAUUACUACAAAAUCUUGGAUGUUCCACAAAGUGCUUCCAUGAAUGAUAUUAAAAAAGCGUACAGGAGUAAAGUGCUCAGAUGGCACCCAGAUAAAAAUCCAGAAAACAGGAAGGAAGCAGAACAGAAGUUCAAGGAGAUUGUGGAAGCCUAUAAAGUCCUUUCAGAUGAAACUACACGUGGCCAUUAUGAUGGAAGCAACAGGGACACUUUCAAAGGGACAAAGAGAUCUGAAGCUGAGAAGCAUCUGUCAGUGUUUGAUCAGGAUGGCAUCAAAAUAUUCUUCACAGGGAAACGUUCCUCUUCAGAUUUUUCGGUGUCCUUCUUCAGUGCUCCUAAAAGAUUCCAUCACUUUUCCAUCAUGAGUGCCUUCAUCAAUGGUAAAAAAAUCACAACCAAAAGACAUCUUGAGAAUGAAAGCAAAUAUCUGGAAGUUGAAGAGGACGGGAAGACGGUAUCUAUCCAUGUUAAUGGCAUACCUGUUUAUGACAGAGAAAGCAAUGGACCAGCAGGAAGUGAAUGGGACUACAGACUGGAUAAGGGGCACUGCUGUCCAGAUAAAUUGCAUUUUUGGACAUGUGAAAGACGUCGGUGGGCAGACGGAUGGCGACAAUGGGCAAACAAAUGGCGAGACUGGGCAGAAGAGUGUCGUGACUGGGCUGAAGGAAGGCAUCACCAAGAAGGCAAGGUUUUUUCUAAAGCUUAUGCCAGGCAUGGCAAGACAGAUGCAUCCAAGGUGAGUGAGGAGCACCUUAAGUCAGAGACAGCUUGCCCCAAGUCUGGAGGAAGGUUUCCUGGAUUUUCCAUGUCAGGAGAAGGGAAAUGUGAUCUCAAGGAGGGCCAUUCAAGGACAAACAAGGGACAAUCACAGCCAGGAGAGGAAUUUUCCAAAACAGAUAAAGGAUAUUUUGUGUUUGCCAAGCCAGGUGAGAAGAACAGUGGGAUGGAUGAAGGGCAUCUCAAGAAAAACAAGAAAGCAUACAAAGCAGAAGAGGGGCAUCCCUUGCCAGAAAAGAGUAACCAUGGAUUUGUCAGGACAGGUGAAUGGAAUAGUGAUCAAGGUGAAGGACAUACCAAAAUAAAAAAAGGACCACCAAAGACAGAGGAGGGGCAUUGCAGGCUGGAUGGGUUACAAAAGCCAGAGCACAAAAAGACAGACCCGAGGUGUAAAGCAUUUCCUACAAAACACAAGAUUCUUUCUGAACACAGCUCUCCAGGUGGGAACAGAGAACCUCAUGUCGAGAAACAAGAUCGACAGGCUAAUGAAACCAACACACACGUUGCAAAAAAUGAAAAAACCCUUGGAAAGAAAGAGUUGAAGGAUGAGAAACUGGAGGAUAACAGUCAAAAAUGUGGAUCUGCUUUGGAGUCUCAACCAGAGAAGGGAAUGGAAUUGAAUGGUAUGAGGAAUAAGUUUUCUGAGGAUGUUGUGCUAGAUUCUGAAGCAGAUUUGAUUUGCUGUAGUCCCAAAGGGAGGAAGGAGAACCAAAUUCGGACAAGAAAGCUAUAUUCCAAAAGGAGCAAGUCCCAGGCUGGGAGAAACUGGUCGUACAGCAGCAGAACCAAAUCCAGGGGAAGGAAAGGGAGGCUGCGUGAAGUUCACAGUAAAGGAGAGACCGAAGUUAAUGACUUAUCAGACAGAGGCAAAGAGCUUAUUCUCGGUGGGCAGAGAACACCUGCAGAUCUCAAGGGUGUUUUGCAAAACAGGGACAAAGAAUCUCUUCUAUCCUUCCAAGAAGAUGACAUUCCUCUCCAGACAAAAAAGAGGCUGCUUAAGAGAAGGGCACAACGCAUCCUGGCUGAUGCGCAGAGUGAGAAACAUCCCUCUGUCUCUGAAAAUAGGCAGCGCCUGGGCAUAAAUGGUCAACGGCAAAAGAGACUAAUAAAACUGCCCCAGCCCAACGCACAGCUUCCGAGCAUUCAAGGCCAGAAACUUGGGAUGAAUCAGCUCCCAAAUGUAACUCGUUGAUGUGGGUAUGACAAGAAAGGUAGCUGUCACAUAAACAAGUGGAAUGUCUUGUGCACAGGUUGCAAUCACUCCUGUUUCUGCAUUCACACCCUGAGGUGAAGAAGGACCCCAUGUUUUCUGGGUUCAGAUAGAAAGGAGAGUUCCAAGAGGCCAUGGUCAGUGGGGGAGUUAUUUUCUCAAUAAAAACAGUUGUG
Pogona vitticeps (central bearded dragon) is the source of this 2516-nucleotide messenger RNA. Lineage: Eukaryota; Metazoa; Chordata; Lepidosauria; Squamata; Agamidae. The record is from RefSeq and is a predicted model, not a curated record.